AUGCAGUUCUCAGCCGUCAUCCUCCUUGGCCUCGCCAGUGCCGUCUCUGCCAGACCUUUCAGCUGGUCCGAUCUGUUCAAGUUUAUUGAUCUGCCACUCCCAACUACCGAUGAAAUCCCAAUCCCAACCGGCACCACAUUCACUAUCAUUCCCACUGGAACCGGCACUGGCAUUCCUACCGGCACCGGCACCGGAAUCCCAAUCCCAACUGGAACUGGCACCCUGCCUUACCCAACUGGCACUGUCACUGACACUGCCUUUCCAUCCGGCACCUACCACUGGCCAACCACCAUCCCAACUCCUUUCAUCUAA
This is a messenger RNA of Microsporum canis CBS 113480, 312 nucleotides long. RefSeq lists its product as uncharacterized. NCBI's taxonomy places the organism in Eukaryota, Fungi, Ascomycota, Eurotiomycetes, Onygenales, Arthrodermataceae. The transcript has a single exon. The record is from RefSeq and is a predicted model, not a curated record. The coding region runs from base 1 to 312 and encodes 103 amino acids.